CUCCCAUCUUACAACGAUUUAACAAACAUUUCAUGGCCAGUGGAUUCAAAUUAAAAUGGCCUCAAAAGUACCUCAUAUGAUGUCUUUAUCAAAGUUUAUGCUGAGGUCAGAAGUUUUAAAAUUGUAUAGAAGUAUGUUGAGAGUUGUUCGGAGAAUUCCAGAUAAAAGUCAACAGAAGGAAUUGAUGGAAUGGAUUAGACAUGAUUUUACUGCCAACAAACAUCUAGAGGAUGAGGAUGCUAUAAAAAUGAUGAUAACAAAAGGAAAACAGUCAAUGAGAGAACUGGAGCAGUCAAUAUCUAUUUUAUGAAAAUGGAUUACUUAUAGCAUUGACAUACACAGGAAGUUGUAACAAGGGUUUAGCCCCGUGAUGCCGAAAUGAUGGUGGAUUCUUUCGUCGUGG
Mytilus californianus (California mussel) is the source of this 403-nucleotide messenger RNA. Its product is annotated as LYR motif-containing protein 2-like. The record is from RefSeq and is a predicted model, not a curated record. NCBI's taxonomy places the organism in Eukaryota, Metazoa, Mollusca, Bivalvia, Mytilida, Mytilidae. Gene Ontology annotation, cellular component: mitochondrion. The transcript has 4 exons. The coding region runs from base 56 to 310 and encodes 84 amino acids.